Ochlerotatus camptorhynchus is the source of this 1453-nucleotide messenger RNA. RefSeq lists its product as uncharacterized. The record is from RefSeq and is a predicted model, not a curated record. NCBI's taxonomy places the organism in Eukaryota, Metazoa, Arthropoda, Insecta, Diptera, Culicidae. The transcript has a single exon. The coding region runs from base 314 to 1453 and encodes 379 amino acids.
GACUCGACCGAUAUCAAUUUCGUCGUUACGAUAUUUCGCUAUCGAUUUCGCUCUCACUUCUUUCACCUUUCUACGUACAUCUUGAACAUUGUUGACAGAAUGGAAAUCGAGUGAAAAAAAAAAUGAAAAAAAGUUUGUUGUUGUUUGUUUUUCGUGAAAUUUUGAAGCCGCUCGAAAAGUUAGCUUUUAAGUGAUUUAUUUUAAACUGUUUUAACUGUUUUACAACAAAAUUGGUAAGAUUGGUGAUUUGCAAACUAAAAUUCAACCGAUGUAAUAAUAUCAUCUUUGUAGGAACCUUCUGCAAAAGGAACGAAUGGCUUCCAGAAGGGCAUCCCGUAACGAUGAUGGUGAGGAUGUAGACAAGGAGGAUGGCAAUGAGAACGAAGACCCGAUGGCGGAUCAACUCGAUGACCCGUUAUUCGAAGACGUUCAGGUUCUCGACUAUGACUGGAGCGACCCCGACAGUGAUCCAAGCCAUGAGCAGCCUGAUGCACCUGAGCACGUAACUCAGCCGAAAGGAAACAAAUCUCCAGCGUUGUUCAACUGUCGACUGCUGGUGUUUCUGCGUGAAUUUAAAGGUCAGUCCUCCGGAGCUCAUAUUGCGCACUGGAAUGUAGAUGGAAAGUCGCUCAAUGACUUUAAGACGAAAUUAUGGGAGCUAUGCAGACCACAUCUACUUCGAGAAGUAAUUUUUAAUCAGCAAGACGAUGGAAGCACGGUGCCAGCAUGGAUGGAUAAGGAUUCUCCGGAAGAAGAAGAUUUGGUGAGGUUUGCCAUUUUUUACGAGAAGCAAAAUCUUAAGUACACUUCGCUGGACAAACUGACCACCACGUUGCUUCAGAACUGGAAAGGAAAAGAAAUUCAGCUGCUGUUGCAUGUUUAUUCACUGUCCGUAAGUUCCCGUAAGAUUUUCAAUUCAGUGAAGCAACAUUUGAUUGACCCAUCUGAGCGCGAUAAGGCAGGAGCAGCCUCAACCCAAGUGGUCGUCGAUUUAUCUAAGGAUUUGCGUCAACGACAUGGUCAUCUUUGGGAUGGACACGAAAUGGCAUGGACAAUGUGGGCAUCAGCCAUACUUGCUUCGCCAGCUCAUACGCGUGAGAACAUGAUUAAUUCAGUUCCUCCAAAGCAUCUGCAACAUCUUUUCAGAACACAGGACGGUCCGAAAAUUGAAAGUGUGAAGCGUGGGUUGGCUGUAGCUCACAAUGUAAAUGCGUCAUUUUGUGAAGAGAUCACAGCGCUGAAGGAAGCGUUUUCCUCACUUGAGGUGGUAGCCAAGAAUAUGCAGCUACAACUUUCAUUCGUGAAGCAUCGCAUCGAAGCAUUGGAGCAGCGUGGACGCAUGAGUGAUUCAUUCAUAAGUGCGAUGGAAACUUCAAUGGAAGUUUCCGAAGGAGAGUUCAGUCGACAUAUUGCUGGACAGGUAGUUGACAUGGAGGAUGUAGACCACGAAUAA